CUUUCCAUCACCCAUUAAUUUCCAACUUUUACUUCUCUCUCUAUUCUGUCAUAUAAAAAAAAAAGCACACACACAUAUAUGCGUGUCUAUUAUUAUACACACGCAAAUUUCAUGACUGAGAGUUGCACUUGGUUGUGAUUGUUUAUUUGAUUUGAUUUGAAUUGAAUUGAAUGUUCUAGGGUUUUGUGGCAUGGCGGAUGCACCAACAAGCCCAGCUGGGGGGAGUCAUGAGAGUGGUGGUGAACAGAGCCCGCGUGGUUCUUCAUCUGGUGCAAGGGAACAGGACCGUUACCUGCCAAUUGCAAAUAUAAGCCGUAUCAUGAAGAAAGCAUUGCCAGCGAAUGGGAAGAUUGCGAAGGAUGCCAAAGACACCAUGCAGGAAUGUGUUUCUGAAUUCAUCAGUUUUAUUACCAGCGAGGCGAGUGAGAAAUGCCAGAAAGAGAAGAGAAAGACCAUUAAUGGAGAUGAUUUGCUAUGGGCGAUGGCCACCUUAGGAUUUGAGGACUACAUAGAGCCGCUUAAGGUGUACCUAGCAAGGUACAGAGAGUUAGAGGGUGACACUAAAGGAUCUGCUAGAAGUGGUGAUGGAUCUGCUAGACGAGAUCAAGUAGGCCUUGCAAGUCAAAAUGCUCAGCUUGUUCAUCAGGGUUCGCUGAACUAUAUUAGUUCCCAGGUGCAGCCACAGCAUCUGGUUUUGCCUUCAAUGCAAAGCCAUGAAUAGAUGCUUCUACGCAUGGCAUGGACGGAAACAAUGGUCUGAUAAUUUAAUAUUUAGGUUCUCGUGUAGAAGGCAUGGGUGUCACAGUUUUGUUGUGGCACUCAUUUAGAUUUUUUUUUAAUACAUAUUUAAAAUUGAGCUGCGUGACCGACUCAAGGGAUAUGUGUGGGGUUUUGCAUGUAAUUCGCCAUAUAGCUUGCCAUGGUGAGAAGCACCUGCUUGAGAAUUUUCUUGAAACUAUAUAAUAUUUGGGCCUACUGCAUAUAUUAUUUUAUUUAAUUUAGGACAAAUAGUUUGUUUCUCUGAUU
This is a messenger RNA of Gastrolobium bilobum, 1026 nucleotides long. Its product is annotated as nuclear transcription factor Y subunit B-1-like. The record is from RefSeq and is a predicted model, not a curated record. Gene Ontology annotation, cellular component: CCAAT-binding factor complex; nucleus. The coding region runs from base 191 to 721 and encodes 176 amino acids. Gene Ontology annotation, biological process: regulation of transcription by RNA polymerase II. The transcript is spliced from 6 exons. Lineage: Eukaryota; Viridiplantae; Streptophyta; Magnoliopsida; Fabales; Fabaceae. Gene Ontology annotation, molecular function: RNA polymerase II cis-regulatory region sequence-specific DNA binding; protein heterodimerization activity; DNA-binding transcription activator activity, RNA polymerase II-specific.